GGAAAGAAGUUUGCUUCGCUGCCAUUGUAUAGAUUGGAGAGAAAUAGACGGCGAGCGACUGUUUCGGAAUGCCAUUUCAUAUAAGUAUGAGAAGCACGAAGAACAUUCAAGACUAAUUGCAGGAAAUGAGCGGACUGUCCAUUCUUUUUCUCGUUUCUCUUCUUUUCUCCAAUGUCAUCGAAGCUUCAAUCUUCUCCGCCAAUGGUGGAGUACCUAUUGUGAGGAACAUCAGUGAACUUCCACAGAGUAACUAUGGGAGGGGAGGUUUAUCUCAUGUUACAGUUGCUGGCUCACUUUUGCAUGGCUUCAAAGAGGUUGAGGUAUGGUUGCAAACAUUUGCUCCAGGAUCAGUAACAUCAAUUCAUAGGCACUCAUGUGAAGAAGUGUUUAUUGUUUUAAAGGGGAGUGGCACUCUCUAUCUUGCCGCAAGUUCACAUGAGAAGUAUCCUGGAAAGCCACAAGAAUAUCACAUCUUUCCAAAUAGCACAUUUCAUAUACCUGUGAAUGAUGCUCAUCAGGGCAUCCAUCUGAUCCAGCAAUCAGCCGCUCAAAGAGAUCUGACCAGUACUUUUCCAAGAAGUACACUCUCGAAAGGCUGGCCAGCCCAAGUCCAAGAUCAGCCCCAUUGCCUAGCCUUCAUAUAAUAGUCAAAUUCUGGCUAGCAGAGUCCAUCUUCUAACAGUUUCUUUAAUGCCUUUUCAUCUUCCAAGGCAGCAUUAAGUGCCUUCCCAUUAUCAGUUUUUAUGUCUUGGGGGCAGAUUUCUAUGGCUAGGAUUUGUAAUCUAUAUAUGGGAAAUUCCAAAGGGGUUUUGGAAUUCUAAGAUUAUCUUUAAUGUUAUUGUGCUGUACUCAAGAUUUCCACACUAUAUAAUGCAAAUCCUGGCUGCUUUCAAAGUCAACCAAUGAAUUUUCAAGUAUAUUAUUUGAGUAUUUUCUCGGGUGACUCAAGAGGGCUUAUGUAAGACUCCUAUUUCUAUGGCUAGGAUUUGUAAUCUAUAUAUGGGAAAUUCCAAAGGGGUUUUGGAAUUCUAAGAUUAUCUUUAAUGUUAUUGUGCUGUACUUAAGAUUUCCACCUCUAUAUAAUGCAAAUCCUGGCUGCUUUCAAAUUCAACCAAUGAAUUUUCAAGUAUAUUAUUUGAGUAUUUUCUUGGGUGACUCAAGAGGGCUUAUGUAAGACUCCUACAGUGGGGCACUAGUGGGACUUUAGUUUUCAAAGUUAUCUUACUAUGUUCAACAUUCAGCCAUUGUAAUCCAUCACCAUUUGCACUAUUACCACACUCAUCCUUCAAACACCAACACAGCAGGAUCAGAACUGAGCCAAAUCUGACCACAAGCUGUCCAACACCUACCGCUAUUCUCUACCAACUUUCGAUCUUGGCGUGCUGGACCUUUAGGCCGGCACCAAAUUGGUAUUAUAGCCACGUCUGGUCAAGAGAAUAAUCCUCAAUCAACCGAAGAAAAUUCUGUUAUCAUGAAACAGAUUCUUGACUCCAUACAAGCCUUACAUGCUCGAAUGCUAGCCUUGGAGCGGCGACAGUCUUCUGCCUGACAACCUCUAAUCGUUAGUAUGGAUACAGGAAGUGAUCAUUCAUCCACCACCAGCUGGUUCCUACAAUGCUAGAAGAGUUCCUUUGAGAACUAGUGCAUAUGCACCACCACCACCAUGUCAUCCAUCAACCUUCGAAGGGCACAUAUGAUCAUAUUUUAGUCGGAAUGCUGUUCAUCCUCCUCGACAAGAUGACACACAUAAAGUCAAGAUGGAGCUGAAAGAAUACAAUGGGAAGCUUAUUCCCCAGGUAUCUAUUAACUGGAUUAAUGUUGUUGAUGAUUAUUUUGAUGGUUUGAAAUGCCUGAAUUGAGAAAAAUCAAACUCGUCAAGACCGAGUUAAUUGGUCCUGCUUGAGAAUGGUGGAAAAGGCAUGAAAAUAGAAUGCUUGCAAAGGGUACUCCCAUCACAACAUGAGAAGAAAUGAAGGAUGAUCUGAAGGACAACUAACUUCCUCCUUCCUUUGUUGACCCACUCCAUAAUCAAUUCAACACCUUCCAGCAAGGUACCCUAUCUGUAGCUGAAUACACGGAACAAUUUACUUCUUUACUCUCCCAUUCUGGUAUUGAAUCCAGUGAUGCUUGACUCAUGUCCAAAUUCAAGUUUUGUUUGAAACCUGAGAUUCGAAGAGCUAUGGGGACCACUAGCCUUUAUGACAUUAAGGAUUGUUGCCAAAAGGCCCUGGAAGCCGAAGAUUUGUUAAAGUUACCCUCGGGGUCUUUUGACACCCCAACCAGAACCAGAGAUUACAGGAAGUCUGUUUACAACCGGCCUCUCAACAAUAGGCCCCCUCACUUCUCAGGUACUACCCCUGGAAAUGUUGACAAGUAGAAGUCUCCUAUGCAAGAAAGUAGCAAAGUCCCAAACUGUUAUCACUGCAAUCAGCCUGGUCAUUUUGCUAAAUCUGCCCACAAAAAGAAUGGCGUGCUAAUAUUUCUGUGACUGAACCUUAAUCUGAUGAUGAUUUCGAAUUAAUGAUGCUUUACCCCUUAUCCCUAGAUGACGAGAUGAGCAUGUCCUUGUCAACAAGAUCCAAGAUGAAGAUUUGGAACCUUGUGGUUUAUAUGUUGUUCAUCGUAUCCUAGUGGCUGAAACCAAAGGUGAGGAUUGGCGGAAGCAAUGUAUUUUCUACAACAGAAUGGCCUGUGGAUCCAGAGUACCACAGUUAUUGUUGAUAAUGGUAGUUGUGUUAACGUUGAAUCUCAAGGAUUUCUUGCAAAAAACAAUCUCCAAGCAGAAAAGCAUCCACAACCAUAUCAAGUAUCACAAUAGUGGUCAAUGAAAGAUGUUCAAUUCCUCUUAAGUUGGGUUAUUAUGAAGAAGAUGUUUGGCGUGAUGUCAUCCCUAUGCGUAUGAUAGAUGUCCUACUUGGCCAACCCUGUAUUUUAGGACAAUGAUGUAGCACUUGGCGGCAAAAAAAUAUUUGCUCUUUUAAGUAUUGAGACCGGCCAUGUUUUGGCCUUGGUCACCAAGGGAUUUACCCCCACCCCUGCACAAACUUACCCUAAGUCUAUCAAGACUUUGUUGAAUGAUUUUUGAGAUCUUACCCGAUGAGUUACCUCCAAUGAUGCUAUUGACAUUGUGCUAGCAGUUUUGCCAAAUCUGCCCACUUACAUUUUGAGCCCUAUGCAACAUGUGGAGUUGAGGAGGCAAGUUGAUGAUUUAUUAAAGAAAGGCUUUCUCCAAGAAAGCAUGAGUCCUUGUGUUGUUCCAAUACUUCUCAUCCCAGAGAAGGAUGGUUCAUGGCGAAUAUGUAUUGACAGUCGAGCUAUCAAUAAGAUCACCAUGAAUUACAUGUU
This is a messenger RNA of Macadamia integrifolia, 3345 nucleotides long. RefSeq names its product auxin-binding protein T85. The record is from RefSeq and is a predicted model, not a curated record. Gene Ontology annotation, molecular function: auxin binding. The transcript is spliced from 4 exons. NCBI's taxonomy places the organism in Eukaryota, Viridiplantae, Streptophyta, Magnoliopsida, Proteales, Proteaceae. The coding region runs from base 126 to 644 and encodes 172 amino acids.